Molecule: messenger RNA, 1224 nt
Organism: Esox lucius (northern pike)
Lineage: Eukaryota; Metazoa; Chordata; Actinopteri; Esociformes; Esocidae
Exons: 2
Coding region: 61-1038 (325 amino acids)
Source: RefSeq, a predicted model, not a curated record
GUGGCGGUUCUGUAUGGACACCCAUGUGCUGCCACAACUAACUGCACCUGCCAUUUUCUGAUGUCAGCUCUGUAUCCUGUCUCUGCGUGGGGGACUGAAUACCUGGUGCCCUCUUUGGGGGAUGAAACUUCAAACGACACCGCCUUCUUACUGACAACAAAUCAAACUGUGACUUUACUCAGCGGACCCCCUACUAAGCCCCUCCAAUUGCAGUCUUCCCAAGAGCUGCCCUUCUAUCCUUCCCUCCCUGGUGGCUCAGUCCAGGUCAAGACCUCUAGUCCCGUCUUCCUCACCCUCUACAGGCCAGGCCUGCUACUCAAUCUCAUCCCGACAGCCAGCUUCUCCUCCUGCUACCUCAUCUACGCCCUCAACAGCCAAAAGAACCAGGCCCUAUUAAUAGUCCCGACAGCCCAGACCAACGGGGUGUAUCAGGAGAGCACUGCCAUGACCCUCACAUGGACUCCCAUGACUGGCACGGGGUACUCCUGGGGACUGGCUGAUUUGGGGACCGAAGAAAAAAGGCACAUCAUCUGGCAUAAUACCUCCAUAAUGGCAGCUUACUACCUGGGAGAGACUAACAACAAGUUUUUUGGAAAUCCAGCUACCAGCCUCAGCACAGAUCCAGACUCCAAUGGUUGUCUGGUGAAGCCAGGACUUGUGAAACUUGGCGACAAGCAGCAGGGUUGGAUAGAGUCUUUGAACUACUGCCAGAACCUGGGCUACAAUCUGGUCAGUUUGAACACACAAGAGGUUCUGCUUAGCAUUGCCAAGAUACUCAGAGAGUCUGAGGUCCAAGCUCACGGACAGGGAUGGAUCGGACUCCGUCGGAGCUCACUGACAGGGCAGUGGUACUGGCUGACCAAACAGAAUGUGCUAUUCACACACUGGGACGUGGAUGAGCCAGGGACCCCCAUGGAAGGCCAAUGUGCCAUGAUGAUGCUGGACCCCCAUGGAAACUACACAUGGAGUGACCAGAGUUGCUGUGAAGCUCUCCCAGCUGUGUGCUACAAAACACCAAUAUACCUUUCCCUUCAGUAGAAAACCUAAACCACUUCCUUUUCUGUAGGGUCUGUCUUAAGUUAUCCUUACUACAUUAAUGCCACUUGUGUGAAAUGCCUCUCAUAAUAUACUAUUUACUAUAGACAACUACACUUACAGUACAUUUUAUUCUGAUAAGUAAUUUUCUGGUGUAUUUUUAUUUGUUUAAAGUUGAGGCAUGCUGUA